AUGUAUUUUGAUUUUUUGUUUGAUACCAUAGGCAUCUUCAUUACUUGUGAUGUUACCAUAGAAGAUCUCAAUGUCUCAGUGCUUAUAGUAAUUUUGGAGAUGAACAUCACUAUGGUCAGGGAGUUCAUCCUGGUGGGUUUCCCCACUGCCCCAUGGCUGCAGACCCUGCUCUUCUUCCUCUUCCUUGUGGUCUACCUACUGGUGGUAGCAGAGAAUCUUGUCAUCAUGCUCACUGUUUGGGUCACUGGCUCCCUCCAUAAGCCCAUGUACUAUUUCCUGAGUAGCCUGUCUUUCCUGGAGGUCUGGUAUGUCUCCGUCACUGUUCCCAAGAUGCUGGAUGGGUUCCUCCUGCAGAGACGGCACAUCUCCUUCGCAGGUUGCAUGACUCAGCUCUACUUCUUUGUCUCCCUUGCCUGCACAGAGUGUGUUCUCCUGGCAGCCAUGGCCUAUGACCGCUAUGUGGCCAUCUGCCAUCCUCUUCAAUAUCCAGUAAUAAUGACCACGGUUUAUUGUGUGCAGCUGGUGGCCUUCUCCUAUAUGAGUGGCUUCAUGGUCUCAGUCAUCAAAGUCUAUUUCAUUUCACAUGUCACCUUCUGUGGCUCCAAUGCCAUGAACCACUUUUUCUGUGACAUCUCACCAAUCCUCAAACUAGCAUGCAAAGGCAUGUCCACAGCUGAGCUAGUGGACUUUGCUCUGGCAAUUGUCAUUCUUGUUUUCCCUCUUAUCACCACUGUCCUCUCCUAUAUCUACAUUGUUUCCACUGUUCUACAUAUACCCUCUGCCCAGGGAAGGAACAAAGCUUUCUCCACCUGCGCAUCUCACCUGACAGUUGUUGUCAUUUAUUACACAGCCAUGAUUUUCAUGUAUGCCAGGCCCAGAGCUAUUGCUUCAUUUAAUUCCAACAAACUCAUUUCAGCUGUGUAUGCAGUGCUCACACCCAUGCUAAAUCCUUUCAUCUACUGCCUAAGGAACCAGGAAGUCAAGAAUGCUAUCAAGAAGACAUUGGGGGGUGGCCAGUGCCUCCUGCUCAGCUGA
Molecule: messenger RNA, 1035 nt
Organism: Fukomys damarensis (Damara mole-rat)
Lineage: Eukaryota; Metazoa; Chordata; Mammalia; Rodentia; Bathyergidae
Product: olfactory receptor 6
Exons: 1
Coding region: 1-1035 (344 amino acids)
Biological process (GO): G protein-coupled receptor signaling pathway
Cellular component (GO): membrane
Molecular function (GO): olfactory receptor activity; G protein-coupled receptor activity
Source: RefSeq, a predicted model, not a curated record